CUGCGCUUCGUCGGACUCACUUGUUCCUUGUUUACAUCAGAGGAAAGACACGACCGAAGCGAGAAUUAUUGUUUUUCUCUCUUCGAUAAGGAAAAGCGAAUGAGAUAGGUGCCUGAUAUAGGAGGCAAGAUGCCGCAAGGUGGUGAAGAAGUGUUUUCAAAUCCUCUGGCACCGCCAGGGGAAACCUUAGUUGAAGAAAGGCCACAGCGUCUCACAAAUGCUGACUUCCGAAAGUUGUUGAUGACUCCCCGUGCUCCUGCGGGGAGUCAGAAAGAACCUGUGUCUUCAGUAGGCGCAAAGACCUCCAGUGCAGAACCACCAACACAGAGAAGAGAAAAUAAAGAUGAUGUACGUGCAGCUGAAAGAAAAAAGAAGAAAAGCUAUUAUGCCAAGAUUAAGAAGGAAGAGGAGGAGAAAAUGGCAGAGCUUGCCGAGAAGUAUCGUGACAGAGCAAAGGAAAGGAGAGAUGGAAAGAAUCCAGAUUACCAGGCAGAGGAUCCAUCUCAGGCUGGCAUGGGAGGUUACCGUGCUGUGGCUCCUGACCUCAAAUCUGGCCUGGAUGCAGCUGAACGAAGGAAACAGAUGAUCCAGGAGUCUAAGUUCUUGGGUGGUGACAUGGAACAUACCCAUUUGGUGAAAGGCCUGGAUUAUGCUUUACUGCAGAAGGUCCGUUCUGAGAUCCAGCUGAAGGAAUCGGAGGUGAUGGUUGAAGUGGAAAAGCCUGCUGAAGGGACAAAGGAGAAGAAACCACCACCUGUUCAGCCUCCGAUGCCUCCGCCUCAGGAAGAAGAUGAACUAACUUUCAAGACCAAUGUUGGCCGACGAAUCUUCAAUGCAGUCUUCAACUCUAAGCAGUCCGAUUUUGUAGAUUUAUUUCUGCCAGGUCGCAUGGCUUAUGCUAUUGACCUUGAUGAUGAAGUUGCAGAAAGUGAUAUUCCAACAACCAUUAUCCGCUCAAAGGCUGAUCUUCAGGGUAUUGAGAACAUGCAAGCAACGUUUACAACUAACGACAUUGUGAUUCAAAAGCUGACACAGAUUCUAUCAUAUCUCCGUACUGGAAGAGCAAAUAAGAAGCAAAAGAAAAAGGAUAAAGGCAAAAAUGAAGCUGCUGGAAGACCUGGUGCAGAUGACAGUAUUUAUGGUGACAUUGGAGAUUAUGUCCCCUCUGUUGGGAAAGCAAAUGACAGAGAGAAAGACCGAAGUGAUAGAGACAGAGACCGUGAGAGAGGAAGAGACAGGGAUCGUGACCGUGAGCGUGACCGAAGGGACCGUGACAAGGACAGGGGAGAUCGAGAUCGGGACAGGGAUAAGGAUCGGAGGGAUAGAGACAGAGAUAGGGACAGGGAUCGGGAUCGAGACAGGCAUGAUCGUGAUCGAGAUCACGAGAGGGACCACAAGCCUCGUUCAUACUUUAGUCGGUCUGCACAUGAGGAAGUAAAGAAUGAGAUGCGAGCAGCAGAGGAAAGGUUGCAGGGUCAGUGGCCUACUUCAGCUGAUGCAAAGAGUGAAAAGAUUCCAUCUCAGGCCCCACAGGGAGCACCACAACAGCAAAGUUCCCAACAAGUACCAUCACAUCCAAUGCUUCCACAGCAACAGCAGCCUCCACAGUCGAAGGUGAGCAGCUUGCUUCAGAGUGACGACUACUACACAGAAUGCUAUCCAGGCAUGGCAGAGAUGCAGGAUGCCAUAGAUGAUUCUGAUGAUGAGGCUGACUACACAAAGAUGGAUAUGGGUAACAAGAAAGGUCCAGUUGGGCGCUGGGAUUUCGACACACAAGAGGAGUACAGUGACUACAUGAACCAGCGAGAAGCCAUGCCUAAAGCUGCCUUCCAGUACGGAGUGAAGAUGGCUGAUGGAAGGAAGACAAGGCGUAUAGGAGGAAACAAAGAGAAGGACCGCAAUGCUGAGCUGAACAGGGAGUGGCAGCAGAUUCAGCAGAUUCUCAAGAGACGCAAAGAUACCGAUGCCAGUGGUGGCGGCCCGGAGAAGGCCCCUAGGUAUGACUACUAAAAAUCAUGCAGUCGUGUAUAUUUUCAUGAAGAUAGCUAUGUAUCUUUAGAAAGAAGCAUAAUUGUUACAAGAAAAGUUUUAAGUAGUGUGCUAGCAUUGCACUUACGAAUUUGCGUACAUGAAUACAUUGUAAUACUGACUUCAAUUUUCACUUAUUGUCUUGGAUUGUUAUGUUGUGGUUACCAGGAGAGAGAAUUUUAAAGUCCUACAGAUUAGAUAUAUGAGUAAUUGAACUAUUAAGAUAAUAGAAAAUACUAUUUUAAAACAAGAAAUUUUACUGCUUAAGGAAGUACAAAUACAAGAGUAGAUUUUCCCAUUUAAUGAUACUGUAUAGAUUGCAUCUUCCUAAUUUAUUAUUAUUAUGGAAAAUCACUAUAUUUACUGUUAUAUAAAAUAAACAUAAGUAUAGUAUGCAUAAAUGUGAAUGCUAAAUUUCUUUUCUGAAGUUGGUUUGAAUAGUAAUUUCAGGCAUUAGCUAUUCAUUAGGUUUCUAAAAAUCUGCAUCUUGAAGUGGUCAGUAAAAAAUAUUGUUUUGCUGUACUGAUUUUUCUUCAUUGUAUUAAUAAAUAUCAAUCAUCUU
Penaeus indicus is the source of this 2590-nucleotide messenger RNA. RefSeq names its product protein Red-like (gene beag). The transcript is spliced from 12 exons. Bases 130 to 2010 code for a protein of 626 amino acids. Gene Ontology annotation, biological process: mRNA splicing, via spliceosome. The record is from RefSeq and is a predicted model, not a curated record. Gene Ontology annotation, cellular component: nucleus. NCBI's taxonomy places the organism in Eukaryota, Metazoa, Arthropoda, Malacostraca, Decapoda, Penaeidae.